Molecule: messenger RNA, 1588 nt
Organism: Dermatophagoides farinae (American house dust mite)
Lineage: Eukaryota; Metazoa; Arthropoda; Arachnida; Sarcoptiformes; Pyroglyphidae
Gene: Trs23
Product: trafficking protein particle complex subunit 4-like protein Trs23
Biological process (GO): endoplasmic reticulum to Golgi vesicle-mediated transport
Cellular component (GO): TRAPP complex
Source: RefSeq, a predicted model, not a curated record
UGCAUAUUGGGGGGGGAAUGAAUGAAUGGAAAACAAUAUAUGAAAAGGAGGAGAAGCGACAACGACAAGAAGGCGGUAAUGUUGAAAGAAAAUAAAACAUUAUAAUGUUAUUGGCCGUUUUAUGCAUGCGCUUUAAGGUCGAAUAUAUAUUAUAUAUAUUGAAUUCAAAACAAAACUCGUGUAUACACUUUUCAAAUGUAUGAUUCCUCCCACCCCAUCAGGAUUCUAAACAAAAUCAAAACAAAACAACAACAACAACAAAAAUGAAACGACUUUGAAGCAAUGACAUUUUUGUUAUAUGAAAUAUGUGCAACCAUCUGGUGAUCAGAGUUUUCAUUUUAUAUUUUUUUUCACAAAAUUUGUCGAUCAAUUUUUGUUUGUAUCUCUACAAAAAAAAAUUCAUUGAUUGAUUGAUUGAAAAAUGAAAAAUUCCUGAUGACAACCAAACAAUAAUUUCAUCAAUUCAAGACAUCAAGGACAUUAUUCUGACUUCGAAUGAAUAAAUACAAUCGAAUUUCGAAUGUUUUUUUGCUGCUGCUGCUGUUGUUGUUCAUUAUAGACUUUUAACCAUCGAUAGUCAAUUGACAGAAUAAUCGAUUAUUGCAAUACUUAUCACUUUUUAUAUUUCGUUUUCUUUUCUGCCCACCAUUUCACCUGUGUGUGACAUGUGAUUCUUUUUUUUGUUUUUUUUAAUUUCUUAUUAAAUCCAUGAUUGCAAUUCGACAAUCAUUCAUCUCAUCAAUCAAAUUCAAUUCUCCUUAAACGAAUCUUAUUAUUGGGUGAAAUUUUUUUUUUUUUUUUUUUUGUAGAAAAAAAUGAUGAACAAAGUUAAUGGAAUCUAUAGUGUUUAUAUUAUAUCGAAAUCUGGUGGUUUAAUCUAUAAUUAUGAUGUUGAAUCAAAUUUUCCAUUGACUGAAGUGGAAAAAACAUUCAGUUUUCCAUUGGAUAUUAAAUUAGACUUUACUAAUCAAAGAUUGACCGUUAUGUUCGGUCAACGAGAUAAUAUUAAAGUUGGUUAUUCAUUAUUAGCAAUUAAUGGUGAUCCAAUCGUUGGCCGUAAAUAUAAAGAUCAAGAUAUUAUUAAUGAUUUUCUUGCAAAUGAAGAUAAUUUUCCUGUUAAUCUUAAAUUUGGAUGGCCACGUCUCAGUACGAAUGAAAAGAUUGUUAUGGCAUCAAUGUUUCAUUCAAUGUAUGCUAUAGCUGCAUUACAAAUUAUUCCUAGAAAAUCCAUUGGCAAUGAUAAUGUUCGUAGACAUUCCUGCACCGGUAUUGAAUAUAUGGAAACGAAUAAUUUUCGUCUCAGUUGUUUUCAAACAUUGACCGGCGUAAAAUUCUUGAUCAUAAGUGAUUUACGUGAAACAACGAAUAAGGAUUGGUUAUUGCGAAAAAUCUAUGAAUUAUAUUCGGAUUAUGCAUUGAAAAAUCCAUUCUACAAACUGGAUAUGCCAAUCCGUUGUGAAUUGUUCGAUUUGAAUAUAGCACAAUUGUUGGAACAAAAUGAUCGUAAUAUGGCUGGUAGUAGUGGUGAUUCAUCUUCCACAUCAGUAAAUCAUUUCUAAUUUAUCUAUACCGUUUUUUGUAAAUAUAA